GCAGAGCUGUCGGCAAAGAGGCUGCCCUGCUGAGAAAAAAACAGAAACAACAGGAACAAGUAAAAAAGAGCAAUGCAUCCAGAUGCUGGAUGGAGAACAAAUAUCACAGCGUGAGGGAGAAGAGGGAAAAGAUGAGAAACUGGGGCACAAGCAUAUUAUUGACUUGCAUCAACAUCACUAUGGACCUAGAGGAAGUGGGAGUCGAGGAAGAGCAAAGCCAACAGAAGUAGUGACAAGACUGAAAAAAGCGCUGACGGCAGGCGUGUGAAGGUGCAUCCUACCUGGACCGGAGAGAGACUCCUCACCUUCUCUUCCUAGUUUCCUCCUGUCUCCCUGUCCUCCUGUCUCAUAUCAGUUCUCUGACCCGGUCUCCUCCUCCUCCCUCUCCCUCUCUCUCUCUCACUCUCACACUCUCUCUCUCUCUCUCACACGCAUACUACUGCUCGCUCUCUCUUCUUACAGUCAGACCAGGGAAGCACAGUGCCUGGGUUGCAUCUCCAUCUCUCUCCGUCUGUUUCGCUCCUCCGUUUCUCCACACUCUCUCCACCUCCUCUGAUUGUGAGUCUGCAGCUGAAAUCCUGUUAGGAGAACAGGACACAGGAGAGAGAACACCAGAGGGGCAUACAUUCUUUUGAGAUCCCUCAAAGAACUGACGGGUUUUUGUUCUUUUUGGCCUUUGAUGAGUGACCUAAUCUGCUGCUUCUCUUCCCCAAGAAAAGACUUGAGUUGAAGACUUGAUGUGAGAGCAAGAACACAGAGAAAGAGCUCUUUCGCAGCUUGAUUUUUCUUCACAGAACCAAGUGAAGAGAGAAACCUAAUCCUUUUUAAAAAAAGAACUUCAAAAGGAACAGAAGAGCGUUUGUGCAGACUUUGACUAAAAGAACGAGAUGCUGAGAGAGAGAUUUUGAACACGCGCUUUUUGUGACUUCAGCGCUCCUUUUACAGGCUGGUUCCGCUCCCUCUGUCCCAUCUGUACUUCUGUGUGCCAGGCUCUGCUCCCUCUUCUGAAGCUCAGCCAUGCAGGUGUCCAUCGCCUGCACGGACCACAACCUCAAGAGAGGCAAUGGAGACCACAGCAAGCAAAGCGCCACCAGCCCCAACGUGGUGAACCAAGCCAAGGCCAAGUUCCGCACUGUGGCCAUCAUUGCUCGCAGCUUCGGCUCCUUCACCCCACGCCACAUCUCACUCAAGGAGUCAACGGGGAAACACACGGGCAUGAAGUACAGGAAUCUGGGAAAGUCUGGACUCAGAGUGUCUUGCUUAGGACUGGGUACAUGGGUGACAUUUGGAGGACAGAUAACAGACGAGGUUGCAGAGCAGCUAAUGACCAUUGCAUAUGAGAAUGGAGUCAAUCUGUUCGACACAGCUGAGGUCUAUGCAGGAGGCAGGGCCGAAGUCAUUCUAGGAAACAUUAUCAAGAAGAAAUGCUGGAGGCGAUCCAGCUUGGUCAUUACAACUAAACUCUACUGGGGAGGAAAAGCAGAGACAGAGAGAGGAUUGUCAAGAAAGCACAUUAUUGAAGGUCUGAAAGGCUCUCUACAGAGGAUGCAGUUAGAGUAUGUGGAUGUAGUUUUUGCCAACCGCCCGGACAGCAAUACUCCCAUGGAGGAGAUCGUUCGAGCCAUGACCUAUGUGAUAAACCAAGGCAUGGCAAUGUACUGGGGAACGUCACGGUGGACGGCCAUGGAGAUCAUGGAGGCGUAUUCAGUGGCAAGACAGUUCAAUCUGAUCCCUCCGGUCUGUGAGCAGGCAGAGUAUCAUCUCUUCCAGAGGGAGAAAGUAGAAGUGCAACUGCCGGAACUUUAUCACAAGAUAGGAGUUGGAGCAAUGACAUGGUCACCGCUGGCAUGCGGCAUCAUCACAGGAAAAUAUGAAAAUGGCAUUCCUGAGACCUCGCGAGCCUCCAUGAAGUCAUACCAGUGGCUAAAGGAGAAAAUAAUAAGUGAGGACGGAAGGAAGCAACAGGCAAAGCUGAAAGAACUGAACCACAUCGCAGAAAAGCUGGGCUGCACACUGCCUCAGCUGGCUGUGGCCUGGUGUCUCAGGAAUGAAGGCGUGAGCUCAGUCCUUCUGGGAACUUCCAACCCUGAACAGCUCACAGAAAAUCUUGGGGCCAUACAGGUCCUUCCUAAGAUGACCUCUCACAUAGUGACUGAAAUUGACCACAUCCUUGGCAACCGACCGUACAGUAAGAAGGACUACCGCUCUUAGACCAGACAGUACUGACCUACUUCAUCAUACUGCUACCAUGGAUCAGCCGUUCAAUGUUAAACCUUCUAUGGUUCACUCCUUGGGCCCCCACUCUGGAACAGCCUGGAACAGACAGCUUUGCAAAGCCCAGCAUCACACCUCUGACUUAGACUUGUCCUGCUCAGAUCAGCCCCACCAGGUUCACCAUCUCAGGUCCAGUGCAGCUCAGCCCACAGAGAAAUGCUUGACAAACUUCGCUCUUUGUAGCAUAAACACCUUUAAAUCUAUCUGUGUGUAUUGGAACUUUUCCUUUCCUUGUUCUGCACAAGCCUGUUCACAUGUUACUAUGCAGAACUGUGUCCAGCCCGUUUUUGACGUUCAGAUCCAGUGCCAUGCUGACAUUAUUUAGAGCAGUCUAUCCCCGUUUCAACUGUAUCUAGAGGCCUCAUUUCUAAAUUCAACACAUUAAGGCUAAGUAGUUUUUAGUUUUAGAGAUAAUCAGCUUCUCUUGGAGUUGUUAUGAAAUAAAAAGAACUGCAGGGGGAUUUAAAUCAACUGUGUUGUUCAAUGUCAUCUGGUGAAUAGAUGGUAAACUGCAUUACUUAUUCACUUUAUCACUCAGCCGAUGACUCAGUCCCCUUAGUGUCAAGUGUUCCUCUCUAAUAUCCAAACUUGCACCCACAAUUAAAAUCACUUGAGCACAAAAAUCAAAGUGAACACAGGUUUUUAUUAAUGUACCAUUACUGAAUACAUUAAAGCUCUUUAGACUUGUUUUUCUUUUAAAACAGAUGGUACCUCAGGCUGCAAUCUUAAUGAAUGAAUGAAUGAGGCCUCAAUAAACAAAUGUCUGCUUUCAAAUAUCCACCAAAUGUAACUUCUAUACCUACCAAAUAUCCAGCUAUGUAUCCAGUUUAGUGCAAAAUAGCAUUCAGUAGAUAUUAGACUGCGUUUCCUGAGCAUAUUAUCCAGCACAUGCAUGUGUCUCCUGCUCUAGGGUGCAUUUCUCUUUUAUUUCAUUUUCAGCAAAGCACAUAAUUAAAUGACCAAAGGGAGUUUGGUCAAAAUAAUGUACUGUGAAGCAGAGGAUUGUGGGAUAUUGUAGGCUUGGACAGCAGAAGGGGAGAGAGAGUGAAGCAUGUUGUUUGACAAACCGCUCCUUAGCUUUACUUGAUCUUAGACGAGAGAUAAUGCUUUAAAAAAACAAACAAAAAAAAAACAGACUACCUGUCUCCCAGAUUGCAUUCAGUAUGGAUUUGUCCUCUUUCUUGCCUGUCAACUGAACUUUCAUUGCUGAUUGCCUCAAUGAACCUUUGGGAUUUAGGAUUACUCUCUAUAAUGGAAGGAUGACUGGCCCCUGGUGGUCAUGUUUUGUAAUAACUGCAAAAACAGCUUGAUAAUGGCACAAUGUGGCAUGAAGGCAAAGUAUUUAGGAUGUGACAAAGAUUACAGUAUUUAUUCUAGAGUAGUUAACAAAUAUGAAAUUUAUUUUGACAUUCUGAGAUGUUGUUUUUGUUAGAAAAUGAUACGUGUACAUAAAAUGUUAUGGCAUACCUUGUAACUAUAAAGACGCCUCUCUUGCAUAUGAAGACUUCCCUGUACUGUUAGGCUAACAUAAUAUAAAUAAGAUGUAAAUAGAGUUCUUUUAUUGCUCCUCUGCAGUGUCGCUGCAUGGUUUGCAGUGUUUGAAUCUUCUUUUCUCCUCCAGCGUGACGUUUUAUAUUACCUAUCUUCAUCCAAACGGUGCGAGGGUUGAUUUAUUUUUGCAUAAUACACAGUCAGAUCAUUGAAUCUGUCGUGAAAAUGGCAUUAUGUAAAGAAUGGGCUUCUGUUAUGAGUAACGAGCUUGGAGCAUUGUUUAAAGACUUUACCUUGAAUCUUUUGCAUCUGGAAAACAAGCCAUCAUAGAGAUCUAGCAGACAUGUUGGCUGGGUUCCAGCUGACUCACUGGUUUGUCCUUGGUGCACCAUUGUUGACUGGGAGCACAAACACUCCUGAUUUUAAUCAAAGGAAAUUUCGGUACAUCACAGCUCCUGAUGCUUCUGCCAAAACCUUGUUACACACAUAUUGGAACAAACAUCGACAAGCAGCAGCCGGUUCAUUGUUUAUUUAAAGUAGCAUGGCUUUGACAGAUGAAUAGGCUUCAUUGUGACUGUUUGCUUUGGCUUGGUGGUGAAUACAAAUGAGGGCGACCUGACCGUCAUUGCCACGCAAAUUAUGAGCCAUGUACACAAACAUCCGGAAAAAUGUUUGCCUUAAGACAUUUAUUUCACUGUACUUGAUGAAAAUAUACCAAAAUGUGGACGAUGUGUUUUGUAUGCACUCAUUAGCCACUUUAUUCGGUACACAUGAUUCUCAAUAAAGUGUCAGGAGUGGCAUCAAGCUGUGCUCUUCUGCUUCAAGGCUGAACGCGUAGUGUGUUCAGAGAUGAUCUUCUGCAUGCGUUGCUUGUAACGAGUGGUUAUUUGAGUUACUGUUGCAUUUUAUUUUGAACAAGUCUGGCUAUUAUCCUAAGAACUCUUGCAUCAUCCAUGCAUUUCACCCAGAGAACCAUUGCUCACUGGAUAUGUUUUUCUUUUUUAGACCAUUCUCUGUAAACCCUAUAAUUCAAAUUCACUUCAAAUCGCCUCUUUCAUCCCCAUUCUGAUGCCCAGUUUGAAUUUGAACUUGCAGGUCAUCUUGACCAUGUCUACAUGCCCUAAAUGAUUGGAGUUACUGCCAUGUGACUGACUUAGUAUUUGCUUUAACAAGCAGUUGAACAGGUGUACCUAAUAAAGUGGCCAUUAGGUGUACAAAGAGGAUGUUUGCUUUUGAGUCAAAAUCAUUUCUUUUUUUGUUUGCUGUAACUGUUAUUGGUAAAAAAGUGUGACAUCACAUGUAGUUGUGGUGCAUUUUGUGCACGUCAACAAGCUGCCCAUUAGUGACCAUGUAGGACAGUUGUGUGUGUGUUAUAUGUCAUGUAAUUUAUUUGUGUGUAUAGACUUCUUCAUUUGAUGGAGUGCCUUGACUUGAGUCCAACAUUCAGGGAUGUCUUCAUUGUUACAUGGUGAUUGGAUGUUAUCCUCAUACAAAUGUGAGAGUAAAGCAAUAUUUCUACAGAUUAUGGUUAGAUCACCCAGGCUACAGUACGUGUCAUCUGUUAACUUCACUUGGGCAAAACUAAGUUCACAGUCAGUGUAGCAGUUAACUUUUGGGGGAAUUGGCUCAGAAUGAAUUAUAUAUUAACCGUUUGGCAGAUGUUUUAAUCCAAGGCAGAUUACAACUGGAAGUGUACACUUCCAGGAAUUGUCUUCCUUGUCCGUGGAGUCUCAGUGCAUGACUGUGGCUUUGUUCUGUCUAACAAUCUUACAAACUUACAACACCAGACAAUUAAACCAGUCAGUGACUUCAUGAAACAACAGUUUGCCUCCUGGAAACAUUUUCUAUGUAACAAACUAGCAAUGUACUCAUUUGUAAUGUGUUUAAUUAAAUUGUUACAGUGACAGUUGGAGGAAAUCUGUGAUAAAUGAGAACAGUGACUCUGGGUGUUUGCUCUUUGACUCUUCUCAAUUUGUUAUCCGAAUCAGCUCCACAGCCUUGGAAACAGAUCAAAGGCCAACAUUGAGCAAAGGCUGAAGCAAUUCACAUUUUGUUGCCGAAUUCACAGAUUAACAUUUAAGGUCC
Messenger RNA from Solea solea (common sole), 5850 nucleotides. It is a transcript of the gene kcnab1a, whose product is annotated as potassium voltage-gated channel subfamily A regulatory beta subunit 1a. NCBI's taxonomy places the organism in Eukaryota, Metazoa, Chordata, Actinopteri, Pleuronectiformes, Soleidae. Gene Ontology annotation, molecular function: potassium channel regulator activity; voltage-gated potassium channel activity; transmembrane transporter binding. The coding region runs from base 1018 to 2211 and encodes 397 amino acids. Gene Ontology annotation, cellular component: cytoplasm; juxtaparanode region of axon; membrane. The transcript has 14 exons. The record is from RefSeq and is a predicted model, not a curated record. Gene Ontology annotation, biological process: negative regulation of delayed rectifier potassium channel activity; transmembrane transport; potassium ion transport.